UUCGAACGAGACUUGGAGUUCUCGCACCUUGCGCGGAGUUUUUCGCUACUAUGUGUCUGUUUUGCCUGCUUUGUAAUCCAUUUUGAGAUCGGGAAGUUUGUAUUUGUGGUUUUGGAGAUGAUUUGAAUAGUGUAACAACACUGAUAAAAGUUAUUUAAUCCACAUAUAGCCAUAACUCAAGGUCAAAGUACACAAAAUGGCGGCGGAGGCCCAAAUUGACUGGACAAUGGUGAUAAACACGGAUUUUCACGGCAUCCAGAGGUGAGGUGAACCCUAUUAUGGCACAGACUUAGCCUUUUGGGUUCUAGGAAAGGUGAUGGCUGAAAUGGAUGUAUUGAAACUGACAAUUUAACGUGUUUUUGUAUCUGUCAAAACUGGAUGUCAGAAUCUACAUUUGCAUGUCGGUUCCCACCUCACCAGGGUGGUUUAGAUAUGUGUUCUCUGUGCGAGAUUGGGUCAUAUUUGAUUCCAUCGAACGCGAAAUGCUAUGAUUUCAGCUUCGAUGGAACCCAAUUCUAGAAACUAUGGACCUCGUGGAAGGGAAGAAAAUGAUAACAGUCCUUUGUGGACUGCCAUCUUUGACUAUGAGGCCACUAGAGAAGAUGAGUUGACACUAAAGAGAGGGGUGCAGGUGGAAGUGUUAUCCACUGAUGCCCGAUAUUCAGGAGAUGAUGGUUGGUGGAUUGGGAAAGUUCAAGAAAAUGUUGGGAUUUUCCCCAGUAACUUUGUCACCAAAGAAGCAGACAACUGUGCCCUUGUACCUCAUAACAAACUAUCUGACAGACCCUUUGAAAUCAACUUCUCAGAAUUACAGUUAGAAGAAGUGAUAGGUGUUGGUGGUUUCGGAAAAGUUUAUCGUGGAAUAUGGAAGGAAGAAACUGUUGCUGUCAAGGCUGCGAGGCAAGAUCCAGACGAGCCUGUCAUCGACGAUGUUCGAAAGGAAGCCAAAUUGUUCUGGCUCCUAAAUCACCCCAAUAUUGCAGCAUUGAGAGGGGUGUGUCUCAAGGAGCCGAACCUGUGUCUUGUUAUGGAAUAUGCAGCAGGUGGAUCACUUAACAGAGUGUUAAAUGGAAGACGGAUACCUCCAGAUAUAUUAGUCGAUUGGGCAUUUCAGAUAGCCAAAGGAAUGCAUUAUUUACACGAGGAAGCACCGCUACCAUUGAUACACAGAGAUCUCAAGUCAAGCAACAUCUUACUGAAGGAGACCAUCAACGUGGAUGACCUGUCCAACAAGACGCUCAAGAUCACCGACUUUGGUUUGGCUCGGGAGGUGGACAAGACAACAAGGAUGAGUGCGGCAGGAACGUAUGCCUGGAUGGCACCAGAAGUCAUCAAGUCAUCGCGCUUUUCAAAGUUCAGUGAUGUGUGGAGCUAUGGAGUGGUGCUAUGGGAACUGCUGACUGGGGAGACCCCAUACAAGGGCAUUGAUGCACUGGGUGUGGCAUAUGGUGUGGCUGUCAACAAGCUCACCCUGCCUAUCCCAAGCACCUGCCCAAAUCUCUUUGCUGACCUCAUGGCAGAUUGUUGGCAUCAGGAGCCCCAUGAACGACCCACAUUCCAGGCCAUCUUGCAGCGCCUGGAGGAGAUCGCCAAGUCUUCCUUCAUGAACACCCCUCAGGAGUCCUUCCACACCAUGCAGGAGGACUGGAGGCAGGAGAUCGAGCAGAUGUUUGAUGAACUACGCAGCAGGGAGAAGGAGUUGAGGUCGAGGGAGGAGGAGCUGACGAAGGCAGCACUGCAACAGAAGAUUCAGGAGGAGCUGCUCAAGAAGAGGGAACAGGAACUGGCAGAGCGAGAAAUCGACCUGCUGGAACGGGAGUUAAACAUCCUCAUCCUGCAACAGGUCAUGAACAAACCAACGCCUGUCAAGAGGCAUCGGAAAACACGGUCAAAGCUCAAGUCUAGUGGAGGCAGGAUCAUUAGUGAACCGUCAGGUUUUCGGCACAACAUCACUGUCCAGAAGGAGGGCCUGGUACAAGAGAAGCGAGGGAUGUAUGGUCCAAGCAGUCCAGACAGCCCGCCUGCCUCCCCAGCUCAUGUUUUUCCCGUCUCCGGCACCAGACUCAGGGCUAUAGCAUAUCCUGUGGAUGGUGUGAAGGGGAAGACAUGGGGACCAAGCUCAGUACAGAAGGACCGGCACCAGCGCUCUUCCAUUAUUUUCGCUGAUGGCCGGUGGUCCAAGAGUGCUCCCAAUUUGGAGAAGAGUCUCCGGGCUCUUGGUGGUGGACAUUCCAACAUAGGGGCCUUGAGUGAACUUUAUGAUGAAGAAGAUGAGUGGCCAGAUUUUUCCAAUGAGCAACGAUACAAAAACAUUCCACAGUCUCCAAACAGUGUCCCGGAGUCGUCGAACACUCUAAAGCGUAAUGCUGUGAAAAAGAAAAGUGACAGUUUUCUGUUAAAUGCAGCUGUUAUACUAGCUGCAGUGGCAACUGGUUUUGAUAUUAGGAUCUCAAACACCUCAGCUAUUCACCCUAAUCUUCACGGUCCUACGGAGGACGAGAGAAAUGUGAAGAAAAGGGACUCCUUCAUUCUCAACAGAAGAGAUGCAUAUUUAGGGGCUGUGCGUGACUCUUUUAUCGAGCCUGAAGGCAUGUUUGGGAACCACCCUUACACAAAUGCUUCAGGUUACCGCCAUACAUAUCAUGGUGUGCAGGUACGGCAGAGACCAAGUGUUCAGAAUAAUGAAAAUUUUGAUAGGCCGAUACAUUUCACAGAGCAGGAUGGGGAUAGUCCGGACUCGCAGACUACAAGCACAAUAGGAUCAAAAUCGUCUCCGCACCGGUUGUCUUAUGCAGAUAGUGAUAGCACAGGGGUGUCUGCAACGCCGUCACAAGUUGAUCGCAGCAUUAUGUAUCAGAGGCAGAUCUCAGAUGGCAGUACAUACGAAUCAAGUCGGGCAUCUCAAACCCCGCAAAGACGGUCAGUAACUUUUGAGGAUGAUUUCACCCCGGACAAGCAUGUGGCUACUUACACACACAAACGAACUCCUUCAAAUACCUCAAACACUUCCAAUACGCCACUGGACUAUGAACCACGUUCUACUAAGUAUAAUCCUGACAAGCGACCGGCAGACAGCCAGAAAGGCCAGCCAGUUCCUCCACGUCGCAAGCCCAGUGGUGAUGCACCUCAGAGACCCACCACACUCGAAGUGGGAUCCACCUUUCGUUCUACAUCUCAGCAGCAAACCUCUGCAAUGAAGUACGCCUCCCCCGUCAAUACGGGAGGCAGCCGAGAUUCCCCGCGAGUGUGGGUCACCCCCUCUGAGACUGCCCCCGACAAUGGCUUCUACUCAACCCGCUCCCGCCUGUCACCGGGGAACACACCCCCUCUCAUCCGUCAUCAGAAAACCCUCCUAGACAUUGACAUGGAGGGACAGAGUCAGGACAAGCGGGAAGCGCUUGUUAAACCCAAACCUCUCAGUACAAAACCCACUAUCAGAGACCUAGAGAAAGAAUUUGUCUGGAAAUGAUGCACAAGAUUUUUUAGGCUUUAAGAAAUGUCAGUCUGCAGUAAAUUUAAGUUGUCCAUACUUCUAUUGCCAUACACUCUUUCAGGACUAUUUCUAUGCCAGUUAGUUUCAUCACUGAUUUCUGUUGAUAUUUCAGUAAACAUGCAUUGGUAAUUCUCUUUCUUCAUUGUGAAAUAAAUAAGCCAGUGCGUAUCAUUAUCCUGAUUAUCUUGCUAAAUGAUGUUUCAUAUCCAACCACACUAUAAAUAACGAAGGUAUACAUGAGGUUUUCCAGCUGUGUAAAUGUGGUCCAUGUUCUGUAUUACUCUAGGGUAUUAAGCAUAUUAACUUGAGCAAAUAAGAGGUGUUAUCCUCUUUUUUCGAAGAUUUGCCAAGCAUGUAAAUCUCACCUUACAAGUGCUAUUUGUUUCUGAGAGGUGUACGUUGAUAUUACACACUAUAUCAUAUUACAAUAUAUGUCGUGUCCAAGCUGAACUGGGCCUGUUCGUGAUGUCCCUUUUCUGUGUUGAUUUUAGAUUAGUGUCUCAAGUCUACUAUUCCUUGUGUAAUCAGAAUCGUUUGUAACAAUAUACCCAUUACGUUUGUCAUCUCAUAGUCCUUCUCUAAAGUGAACAAAAAAAAUCCUUUGUACGUGUUUCUACUUUCCUAUGGUGUUCCCCAUCUUGAUCGUCAUGACCGAUAUGCAUUUAUACAUGUAGGAGUGUACUUGUCUACUAAUUUAUAUAUUCUGGUAGUUUUCUUGAGUCAAUUGUAAGCCUUUGAUUUUAACCGGGAAAUCUAUUUAUGAAAUAUUUAUAUAAUGCACAACAAGAGUACAAGUUGCACAGUUACAAAGAAUCCACAAUUGUCACUGUUUGAUUGUGAUACUAGAUAGUCACAGGCUUACAGUUAACUUACCAGUAGAAAUAUGUGCAAUACUCCUAAACAGUGUUGUGCAUUCGAUUGAACCAAACGAUGUAUGUUUUGAGAACACGACAUAAAACUGAGAUAAGUCCUUUCCUUAUUUAAGUGAAGUAUGCUGCAUCUCAGACCCCCUGGGUGUGUAUAUUCAUUGUAUAUCCACAUAGAUUAUGCAAAAAAUCAAAUGAAUCUCUUCUUGUGUAUAUAGAUGUAACAUAUGCUAUUAUAGUCUCAACAUGCUGCAUUUAUGUGUAAGCUGAUCCCUGAGUUGAUAUAUAUGCAAAAACUAUCAUGAGCCUGAAAGUACAAAAUCUGAGUGACCGGCCCAUGUUAUAUCACUGACUGUGUGGGAUGUUCUCAAGGCAGUGCCGGGAAUUGACCUCUUAUAGCUAGCUAUGUCAUCAGUCAUUUAAACAACAGACAGGAGUAAAAGUAACUUGCAAUUUGCUAUUAUUCAGAUCAGUAGCAAAUUAUUUUUCUACUCAUAUGGAAUUAUUUAUAAAUUAUUAUACUUAUUUUUAGACAGAAAAUUUCUGAAGAAAGUUACAAUGAAAGCAAAAUAAAAUUAAGUGUAAAUUAUUAUUUUCUUAGCAUAACUUUUUAAAAAUAAGGUUAGUAAGAUUAAACAUUGAUUUGUUGUAUUUUUAUGAAAAUUAUAUUAGAUUGUAUAUUAUUUUUGUUUGUAAGACUUGUAAUGUAGGACUGUAUCCUUUUUAUCCUAAACCUGGUCCUCACUAUGAGAACAGCUACACAGAUCUGUGAGAUGCAAUGCAGACAAAAACACUGUUGAAGACUUACACAUGUACGGCAGCUAUACUCACUCCCAUCUGGUCAAGAUGGUUUACAUAAUAUAUACGAAAAUAAAUAACUAUAUACUCUCCCUUCUUGAGCAGGGCAAGAGAGGAUGAUAGUACUGUGCUGUGAUGGAAGUUGGUGGCAAAUAAGACAGUAGAUGUUGAUGACUUUUCAGUUGGUGAUAAGUAGACAAGGAGCAAGUCUAGAAGCAGGAAAAUGGUUUUGCCUGAUCUAUUUUCAGCUGUGAUCAUCAAUUUGUGCCUUGUAGGUGGCACAACAUUAGUCUGUGCUUGUGCACACAGUGAUUUUAUUAGCGUUGAUCAAGUGGUUUUAUUAUUGUACAUAUCACGGCCGCAGAAUUGGACUUCAGAUAGUAAAUAUUACCUUUGUAACCAAAGAAAUCCCAUCUUUAAUCCUUUCUGUCUGAAAUAGAAGAUUUUGUGAGGAUUCGAUAUUAAUCUGUUAAAAAUUGAUCUCGAAAAGGACAUAAUCACUUCUAAUGUAAAUCAUACAUUAUAUUUUGUUUACACACUGAAAAUAAUCUAAUUUUUGCAAAGUGAUAGAGACUAUUUUUUAAUUGCUUGUCAAAUUCAUCUCAAGCCAAAGGUCAAAGCAAGUACUGCUGCAUUAAGCUAGUAGCUUAAUAACUGUAUAGAAAGAAACUCAUUUUGUACAUUUAUGGAAAAUAUAAUAUUAUAUUUAAUUAUAGAGUAGCAAAACAGCAGUAGCAGCAACCAAAAAUAUAUUCACAUAUCUAGAUAUUUAAUAUGCUGACACAUUUUUGUGUAUGUCCAAAAUCAACCAAGUAUAGUAGCAUCUAUGCUUGCAGUUGGCUUCUACUUCCAUGUGAAUAUUGUCAGGUAGAUUUUAUACAAUCAAACUUAAGUCUUUGAAAGCUGGCAUUAAUGCAGUACCCGGUUUCCAGAAGCUGUUGGUACUGUUCUAACACCAUGAUGAAUAGGUUCCUAUGUACAGUGAGAGUGUAGAAAGUUUAUAGCAUUUGUCAGGGAUAUUCAUGAUGGACAUGUCUCUCAUUGUGAGCUACACUUUGUAGAGCUGAGGUUUCUGUGUUUGUAGGCAAGGCACAGCCAGGACCCAAGACAGUAAUUAAAGGAUGGAGACAUUUGUUGAAAGGAAAUUAGGUAGACUGUAAAAACAGGGUGUGGUUAAGUUUGUAAUUUUCUUGCAGUUGUAAGGAAACCCUUGUAAAUUGUACGAAAAUACAUUGUGAAGGAAUUCAAAUUUCUAGCUGUAAUUUGUAGGUUUAGGUGGUGAGUCAGUGAUUUAAAGUGAUGAAAUCAUUUUAAAUAAUUUUGAACAUUAUGAUAUGGCACUUUCAAAUGUGUCUUUUUAGAUGAACAAGAGCAGAUAAAUACUAUUUUCUGACAACUGUCUAUAUACAGUGUCCAUCUGAGGAGUCUGCAUACAUAUUUCAUUGAGUAAAGGUUCCAGUAUCAUGGCCCUGUUUCACAAAGCUAUCGUAGCACGAAGACUAUCAUCACUCCUAUAGAUCAGCAUAGACUUACGACCAUUGUUAUGCUACGAUUGUUUUUUGAAAUGGGACUCAGGCCUCUGUUAAUGUUGUAAUCAAUGUGAUUGGAUUUGUUGAAUCUGGUAUAGUGUGAAUAUUUGCAACAUAUCUUUUGUUAUUUUACUGUUGUUAACAUAUCACAUCAUAACAGCUAGAAGUGUGUUCUUAACAGAUUUUAACUUGAGAAUUUACAUGCACUUUUGAAGAUUUUAACUCAUGUGAUAGCUAGGCCUGAAGUAGUGGGAACAUUUAUCUUCAUAACGUGUUUACCUUACAAAAACAUUAAAGUUGAAUCUUUAGAUAAUUUUUAUUCAAACUCAAAAUAUAAAGAAAACUAUGUCUUUGUACAGAAAUAUAAGAAGUUACCAUCAGCUCAAAAUGUGAUGAAUGUUAGUCAAAUGCUGGUUAUGUUGAACAAAGUCGUAUUCCCGGUACUAUAUUCUCUGACAGUGGAAAUAGACAGUUGGUUUGUACUGAUCAUGUGAACAAGAAAGACAUUACAUUAUGACAUUAUAUUGCUCCCCUGGUGAUUGUUAUGUUUGAGUUGACUGUAUGUCUUUUUUUAUCUCUGCUUGCCAUAGACCUGAGUGAUCUGAAAGGAAGUCGUACUUCCUCAGAACCUCUGUGCUGUUUGGUAUGGGGUGUUCUCUUGUCUUGGCAUGUAGAGGCGUUGGGUACAGUGCUCUCUUCACAGCUUUGUUUCUUCAGAUCAUGUGCCAUCUUUGGGAGAUCCCUUCACUCACUAGGGUAUUUGGCAAUGACCCACUAGCUCCAGCCAUUUUGGCUCAUGUUGAUAGGACGAGAGGAAUUUCAAAGAUUAUGGAGGAGUGGUUGUUUGUUGGUAUUGUUUUAGUUGAGUAAAAUUUCAACUUCGCUGCUUUACCAUUUUCAGACAUGGCAUUACAUACAAUCCAAAUUUGUUGCAUUUAAUUUUACAAAAAAAUGACAGAAACUAAGAUUUCAUAUAUUAUUAGGAUUUAUGUUUUCCAGAAUUUUGAAAUUGUUGAUUGAAGUUAUGGACAAUAUUAAUUUCAACUGUAGAAAGGGAUCUCCAGCCAAGUCAUACUCAUUAUCAUUUUGGUGCCUGUUCAAUGGCAAAUUGUCCUGAAGUGUUCUUGUGUGGAGAGCUACUGUACCCAACGCAGCGAGAAACCGUCACUUGCUACAUGGUCACAGCUACUAGGUUCUCACUCUGUAGAGAAGGAGUGACCCAGAUGUGUUAGCAUGCAAUGUAUGUGACAGAGAGAUGUACAUUUUCUAUUACGCUCAAGUAUAGCUCUUUUUGUACUUAACACACUGGUUGGUUGAAACUGACGAUGUCAAACUCCACAGUUUGAUAAUACUUCCCCUUUUGAAUAUGAACCCACCGAAGGGAGAAGAAUUGCGCUGGUCGCAUGAUCUCACCUGGUUUUGGUGGAAUAACUUUUAUUGUAUUUUAGUCCUUAUCGAGCUUCUAUUGGCCAAUUACAUGAUCAGCCAAAAGCAUGUUUACAUUUCCAGAUGCAAAUUUGUGAGUUAAUGUCUGUCAGUCCUUAGUUGUGUUAUGUUAAUUUCUCCAAAUUGUCUUGAUGUUGUGCAUACUUAUAUCUUGCCAAAAUGUUAAGUAUGUCUUCCUUACAACUACUGCAAAGAAAUUUAUUUCAGCCAACCAAAGAAUGUAAAUGGCAAAUGUACUAACAUUAUCAUUGUUUUUAGGUGUAUUUUAAUUAUUGCUGUAACACUUUCAGUUCUUUCUAUUUGGUUUGUACAGUAACUCUGUAAUCAGUAGGUUGGUACUUGUAGAGAAAUGUUUCUGUAUUCAUCUGAUCCAUUUCUGUUGAUUAGCUUCCAUGAGUACAGUAUUUGUCAGUAUAUUGGGUAAAGAGUCUUAACUGAUUUGAGACUUACAAUACUCCGGAAGAUGUGUCCAGGGUUUAAGAAAAUAUCAUCAAUAGAAACUGUCUGUAACCAUGGGAACCUCUUCUGUACCAUAGAGGCUAUUGCAGAGUCAUUAAUUCUGUAUCAUUCACAAUAAAAUCACAGCAUUUAACACAAAAUAUGGGAUUUGAUAAUGAUUAAUUUAGGAGUAAGCUAAGUUCACCAUGCACACAUAUUAAUAUUUUAAUUAUGGAAGCAUACUAAUCAUGCACAUAAAUAAAAUAAAUCAGUCAUUUGGUGUAAUGGAUUCAACUGAUUGGCAUAUUUUUAGCAAACCUGGAUUUUUUCCUGAAAUUUCUUUACUCACCUUUUUCUUUUUAAUUGUGAUAACAUGCAUCCUUCAAAAAAAAAAUUAAAGCACCUGCCAACUCUACUUCACCAAUCGAAAUACGUUGGUUUUGUUCAUUUACUAACUUGAGAUUUCACUGUGGUGUGAACUAUUUCAUAGGUAAUACAGUUUAUUUCUUGAAACUUUACUAUGAGGGUGUCUACUUCCACGCCAUCCCCAUGUUUGUCGGCCAAUAAUUCCCUCUAUGGUGUAGUGGUGUAACCAUGGAUACGAACCAAGCAAUGAACAGCCUAUGCCUUAACUGACCUCCAUCAGUAUGUCAGUACCAAGUGCCUUGAAACCAUUCUAGCAUUCUUCAUAUCAUCAACAGCAUAGUUUUAUAUUCAACUGUAAAAAGCUUUUUCAUAUACACUAUAAUAUACCUCAGAGUAAGUGUGAGUAUUAUCCCAUUUGUGUAUCAUGCUAGAUCCCCCCAAUGCUAUCCUGUAGGAGAGACUAGACUGCUGCUGUAUCCCAGCCCUUGUUGCCACCACCACUGCUGUUUGCACACCUCCGUCAUGGUAAGCUCCUGCUGUGUAUUACCACACAUUUAACUUAUCUCUUCAUGAAAUUGUUCACAGUACUUUGCUGUAAGAAUGGUCCUGGCUGAAACUGGCUACCUGAUCAAAUACAGCCAACUCCCAAGUGUACGAUUGUAUUAAGAACUAUAUUUACCACAAUAUAUUUUAUGUAUGUGGAGCAUGGGAAUUUGUACAGAAAAAAAUUGAAAUAAAUAACUAUUUGAGCAAUG
Haliotis rubra (blacklip abalone) is the source of this 9691-nucleotide messenger RNA. RefSeq names its product mitogen-activated protein kinase kinase kinase 11-like. Gene Ontology annotation, biological process: protein phosphorylation. Lineage: Eukaryota; Metazoa; Mollusca; Gastropoda; Lepetellida; Haliotidae. The transcript has 8 exons. Bases 488 to 3469 code for a protein of 993 amino acids. The record is from RefSeq and is a predicted model, not a curated record. Gene Ontology annotation, molecular function: protein binding; ATP binding; JUN kinase kinase kinase activity.